Propithecus coquereli (Coquerel's sifaka) is the source of this 1462-nucleotide messenger RNA. It is a transcript of the gene ADORA2B, whose product is annotated as adenosine A2b receptor. Gene Ontology annotation, biological process: adenylate cyclase-activating G protein-coupled receptor signaling pathway; vasodilation; G protein-coupled adenosine receptor signaling pathway. Gene Ontology annotation, molecular function: G protein-coupled adenosine receptor activity. The coding region runs from base 60 to 1058 and encodes 332 amino acids. The transcript is spliced from 2 exons. The record is from RefSeq and is a predicted model, not a curated record. NCBI's taxonomy places the organism in Eukaryota, Metazoa, Chordata, Mammalia, Primates, Indriidae. Gene Ontology annotation, cellular component: membrane.
GCCAGGUGGGGCCCAGGAGCUGCCCCGGUAGGCGACGCCGGCGCCAGGGCGGCCCGGCCAUGCUGCUAGAGGUGCAGGACGCGCUGUACGUGGCGCUGGAGCUGGCGGUCGCCGCGCUGUCGGUGGCGGGCAACAUGCUGGUGUGCGCCGCGGUGGGCACGUCCAGCACGCUGCAGACGCCCACCAACUACUUCCUGGUGUCCCUGGCGGCGGCCGACGUCGCCGUGGGGCUGUUUGCCAUCCCCUUCGCGAUCACCAUCAGCUUGGGCUUCUGCACUGACUUCCACAGCUGCCUCUUCCUCGCCUGCUUCGUGCUCGUGCUCACGCAGAGCUCCAUCUUCAGCCUUCUGGCCGUGGCCGUCGACAGGUACCUGGCCGUCUGCGUCCCGCUCAGGUAUAAAAGUUUGGUCACUGGGACCCGAGCAAGAGGGGUCAUUGCUGUCCUCUGGGUCCUUGCCUUUGGCAUUGGACUGACUCCAUUCCUGGGGUGGAACAGUAAAGACAGUGUCACCAACAACUGCACAGAGCCCUGGGAUGGAACCAUGAAUGAAAGCUGCUGCCCUGUGAAGUGCCUCUUUGAGAAUGUGGUCCCCAUGAGCUACAUGGUAUAUUUCAAUUUCUUUGGGUGUGUCCUGCCCCCACUGCUCAUAAUGCUGGUGAUCUACAUCAAGAUCUUCAUGGUGGCCUGCAGACAGCUUCAGCGCACGGAGCUGAUGGACCACUCAAGGACCACCCUCCAGCGGGAGAUCCAAGCAGCCAAGUCGCUGGCCAUGAUCGUGGGGAUUUUUGCUAUGUGCUGGCUACCGGUACAUGCCAUCAACUGUGUCACUCUUUUUCAGCCAGCUCGGGCUAAAAAUAAGCCCAAGUGGGCAAUGAAUAUGGCCAUUCUCCUGUCACAUGCCAAUUCGGUUGUUAAUCCCAUUGUCUAUGCUUACCGGAACCAAGACUUCCGCUAUACUUUUCACAAAAUCAUCUCCAGGUAUGUUCUGUGCCAGACAGUUGUCAAGAGUGGGAAUGGGCAGGCGGGGACACAGCCUGCUUUCAGCGUGGGCCUGUGACCUGGGCUCUGGUCUCUUCAAGGAGAAGGUACAAAUUCAUAACACACAAAGAAGCAGGGCAUGACUAACUGAUCCUCACUGUGGAAGACAGCUACACCUCACAAGCAUGUGGGCUGCCUCUUCUGAGCACUUCCCUGGAGUUACCACAUAUCUCACUAAAAUGUAUGUGUUAUUAGUAGGCUCCAAGGAUUGACAAAUAUAUUUAUGGUCUAUUUGGCUGCUCUUACUGUGCGGAUGAUGCUGACAACUUGAAUGGAUUCUAAACUGUUUUGUUUUUAAAAGUCUGCCUUGUUUAUGGUAGAAAAUGACAAACUAUUUUACUGUGAAACACUGUGAACUAUUACAAUGCGAAUUUUUUUUAACUUAGAGGCAAUGGAAAAAUAAAAGGUGGCUGUACUAAAAAA